AUGGACAAACAUAACCUAGAUGAUAGAAUGCAAAAUUUCUCAUACAAUAGAGGGACAUAUGAUUCAUAUGACAAAUUUGAUAAAUUAUACGGAGUAAAAGGUUUGCGUACCUUUCUAGCAUUCCCAUUACAAGAACAACUGCCUCUUGGUUUGCUAUCAAACAAGGUAGUGCAUGACUUGCUGCCAAAAAUGAAACAAUUACGCAUGCUGUCUCUGUCAAGCUACAAGAGUAUCACCAAGGUUCCCAAUUCUAUUGGAAAUUUGUUAGACCUGCGGUACUUAAAUCUUUCUCACACUAAUAUUGAAAGGCUCCCUUCUGAAACAUGCAAGCUUUACCAUCUGCAGUUCUUGUUGUUGGCAGGCUGUAUAAGGUUCUUUGAAUUGCCGGAGGACAUGGGAAAAUUGAUUAAUCUGCGGUACCUUGACGUUAGUAACACCGCAUUGAGAGAGAUGCCCGUACAAAUAGCCAAACUAGAAAAUCUCCACACUUUGUCCGACUUUGUUGUCUGCAAACAUAAUGGUGGAUUGAAUAUUGUAGAGCUAGGAAAACUUCCCCACCUACGUGGAAAACUUUCAAUCUCCCAGCUACAAAAUGUUAAUGACCCCAUUGAAGUAGAUCGAGCCAAUAUAAAGAUGAAAGAACAAAUAGACGAGUUAUCUUUGGAAUGGGAUCUUGGUAGUACUUUUUUAGAUUCACAAAUUCUUGUACUUGAAAAGUUGCAACCCUCAACGAAUUUGAAAAGUCUCACCAUCAAAGGCUAUGGUGGAAUCAGCUUUCCAAAAUGGUUAGGUGAUUCUUUAUUUGGCAACAUGGUGUAUUUAAGAAUCUCGAAUUGUAAUGAUUGUUUAUGGCUUCCGCCCCUUGGAAAAUUGGGUUAUUUGAAAGAACUCAUUAUUGAAGGGAUGCAAUCAGUGGAGACAAUUGGUAUUGAGUUCUAUGGAAGUGGUGGUUCUUCAUUUCAACCAUUUCCCUCUUUGCAGAGUCUACACUUUGAGAAUAUGGAAGAGUGGAAGGAAUGGGACUUGAUUGGAGAUACGACUACAACGUUUCCUAAUCUAAAAACUUUAUCGCUAAGAAAGUGCCCGAAACUAAUAGCCGGAAACAUAACUGAAAAAUUUCCUUUCUUAACUGAACUUGAGUUAAGAGAAUGUCCUUUAUUGGUGCAAUCAAUUCCAUUAUCUGAUCAUGUAUUUGGGCAACUAAUGUUCCCUCUUAAUUCUCUUCAACAACUGACUAUAGACGGUUUUCCAUCUCUGAUGUCGUUCCCAAUAACCGGUCUACCAAAAACCUUGAAACUUCUCAUAAUCAGUAAUUGUGAGAAUCUAGAAUUCCUUCCUCACGAUAACUUGCAUAAUUAUGCAUCGCUUGAGGAAUUGAAAAUAUCUUAUAGUUGUAAUUCAAUGAUAUCAUUUACCUUAGGCACUCUCCCUGUCCUCAAGAGUCUGCUUAUUGAAGGUUGUAUAAAUUUGAAAUCGAUAUUAAGUGCAGAAGACGAGUCGGAAAAGAGUCUCUCAUUUCUUAGAAGCAUCAAAAUAUGGGAUUGUAAUGAACUGGAGUCAUUUCCCCCAGGUGAAUUGGCAACUCCAAACCUUGUUUAUAUUGCACUCUGGAAGUGUGAGAAACUUCUUUCAUUGCCAGAAGCAAUGAACAAUCUAGCUGGACUUCAAGAAAUGGAAAUUGAUAAUCUACCAAAUCUUCAAUCUUUUGUCAUAGACGAGUUACCUAGCAGGAUACAGAAACUAUCUGUUGGCUCUGUUGGUGGGAUUAUGUGGAAUAAUGAGCCAACUUGGGAACAUCUCACUUGUCUCUCGGAGUUGCGAAUUAACGGCGAUGAUAUUGUGAAAACACUGAUGGGGCCAUUGCUACCUAAAACGCUUGUGAAACUAUGCAUUUGUGGUCUUAAUGAUACAAGCAUUGAUGAGAGGUGGCUUCAACAUCUCACUUCUCUCCAAAACCUUGAGAUUAUUAACGCGCCCAAACUCAAGUCGUUACUGUGA
Messenger RNA from Vicia villosa (hairy vetch), 1998 nucleotides. Its product is annotated as putative disease resistance protein At3g14460. The coding region runs from base 1 to 1998 and encodes 665 amino acids. The record is from RefSeq and is a predicted model, not a curated record. Gene Ontology annotation, molecular function: protein binding. The transcript has a single exon. Lineage: Eukaryota; Viridiplantae; Streptophyta; Magnoliopsida; Fabales; Fabaceae.